CCCCUCCAGCACCAAGCGGCCUACAACCCAAAUCCUGCCUACGCGCAGCCACAGCACCACUAUGCCUCGCCUCCGCGCCAGCAGCCGCAAGUUCGGGGCAGCGGUCCGCAGAUACCCGCGCCAGACUUUGCCGCCUGGGGGAUGAACGACGCGACGGCGCAGUUCGGCAUGCAGCUCGGGCACACAGCGGUGGCUGCCGGGCAGGAGUACGUGCAACGAAACUUCGGAGGCCUCGUACCGCUCACCUCCCUCAAACACCACUUCAACGUGUCUAACUCCUACGUUAUGCAUAAGCUCCGGCUCCUGGUCUUCCCCUGGCGGCAUCGUCCCUGGACCCGAAAAGUGUACCGGACGGAGCAGGGUGCGACGGAAUGGCAGCCACCCCGGGACGAUCUCAACAGCCCUGACCUCUACAUCCCCGUGAUGGCCCUCGUGACCUACGUUCUCAUCGCCGCAUUGCAAAGCGGCCUGCAACACCGAUUUCAUCCCGAAGUGCUCGGCAAUGCCGCCUCCCGAGCACUGGGUGUGACGUUCCUGGACUUUGUGGCCGUUUAUCUCGGAUGUUAUCUCCUCAACAUCUCUGGCCCGAGCCAGAUCAUGGACCUCCUUUCAUACGGCGGGUACAAGUUUGUCGGCGUGAUCCUUACCCUCAUAUCCGGCCUCCUCAACUUUGGCCGGACAAUAUACCUCCUGGUGUUCUUCUACACCUUCGCCGCGAACGCGUUCUUCCUCCUUCGUUCUCUCCGAUCGGUGGUGCUGCCAGACGCGAACGCGGGCGCGAACGUCGGCACUGUCACACACGCGGCGCGCAGCAGACGAAUCACGUUCCUGUUCCUCAUCGCGAUGCUGCAGAUCGUGUACAUGGGCUUCCUUGUAAGAGUGUAGAGCGCUGGAAUCCAUUCUGUG
Molecule: messenger RNA, 906 nt
Organism: Punctularia strigosozonata HHB-11173 SS5
Lineage: Eukaryota; Fungi; Basidiomycota; Agaricomycetes; Corticiales; Punctulariaceae
Exons: 6
Coding region: 142-885 (247 amino acids)
Biological process (GO): endoplasmic reticulum to Golgi vesicle-mediated transport
Cellular component (GO): Golgi membrane; endoplasmic reticulum-Golgi intermediate compartment; COPII-coated ER to Golgi transport vesicle
Source: RefSeq, a predicted model, not a curated record